GUUUGACAGUACUUGCAUAGUAUUGUACCUAGCGCCCGUUCUACACCAGCUGCGUUCUCGUCACGCGUCUUCAACAUGGACACAGGUUCAAUUCGCCCAGGAAUCUACCUGAUUCUGCAGUAUGGUGGAGGUACAAGCAUGGAUUUGGUCGGAAAACGUGUUGUGAAAGGCCACAUAAGACAUGAGGGAGACACCCAAAAGUGGGAGCUCUCGCCAUUCGGAACUGGACAUUCUAUCAAGUCACUGUUUGAGGACUCCGGGAUGUAUAUUACCUAUGACACGGAUGCCAACGUGAUCGCGACACCUUACCCCGUUUGCUGGAACAUAGAAGUCAUCUCUGGCAGACCCGAGCCUACCAUCCGGAUCAUGUGGCCAAACAGCCCUUUAGCAAUAACACUAAGUAGCUCUACCCCAGACACAGGGGUGAGCGCCCUCAACGACUACGAUACCUCAAACGAUAUCACUAACUAUUGAGUUGAUCCAAUAGGUGAAACUAUCUCCACUCACGCAGCCAGGGCAGGAGUGGAUAGCUCGCCGCGUUGGUGAGCCGACACCAAAUGCUGAGCAGGGUGUCCCGGUGGUGCUUCAGUCCACGUACACAGUGCCAGGUUCAGAACACACCGUGCGCAUCGAAGGAGCAGGUAAACACCCUAUAAUUGUCAUUGACGACAAAGAUGCUAUCCCGGAAAACGGGGAGUUAGUCAUCACAUCAACUACCACUACCACUAUUACUACCACCACAGUGACAAAGGUACAUAGGAAGUAGUUUCUAAUGAGGCCAAUUGGCGAUGCAUUAUCGCAGCGCGUCAGAUCACCGCCGGUGUUAUGCCAUGCACUCAAAGGAGUGUUAUACUAUUAUCACACUACUUGUUUCUUUGUACGCAAAGAUCUAUUUAUCGCUUAACGUUUUCUCUAUCCUCGG
Coniophora puteana RWD-64-598 SS2 is the source of this 922-nucleotide messenger RNA. RefSeq lists its product as uncharacterized. The transcript has 4 exons. Bases 76 to 474 code for a protein of 132 amino acids. The record is from RefSeq and is a predicted model, not a curated record. Lineage: Eukaryota; Fungi; Basidiomycota; Agaricomycetes; Boletales; Coniophoraceae.